Messenger RNA from Varanus komodoensis (Komodo dragon), 1594 nucleotides. It is a transcript of the gene NIF3L1, whose product is annotated as NGG1 interacting factor 3 like 1. NCBI's taxonomy places the organism in Eukaryota, Metazoa, Chordata, Lepidosauria, Squamata, Varanidae. The record is from RefSeq and is a predicted model, not a curated record. Gene Ontology annotation, cellular component: cytoplasm; mitochondrion. Bases 290 to 1426 code for a protein of 378 amino acids. The transcript has 7 exons.
AGUUCAAAACGUCUGGCGGAUAGUGGAAGGCGACAAUAGCCUCGGCUGCUGUUUCCCUUGUGCGUUCUCCCGUGAGUUCCCUUCUGCGUUUAUAGUUGCAGACGACAAGGCGAGGCUUUCCCGGGGAGGACGUCUGGGCCGCAAAUCUGCGCGCUCAGCCUCCGACUGGCUUCCCGCCGGCCUGGUGGCGGCGCCUGCUCCGGUCCCGGCGUGCUCAGCCUUGCGGCUGGGAGAGCGCGCCCGCUCUGCGCCGGGGAAAGCGGGGCAGGAGGCGGCCGCAGCAAUCUGAAUGCGACGGUCUCACCUGAAGCUGAUUGCACGGCGCAUCUUAUGUGUUCAGCCUGUGAUUGACUUGGCCUCGCGAUCCUUCAUGGAGCUGAAGCUUCUGGUUUCUUCCUUAAAUGACUUUGCUUCGCUCUCACUGGCUGAAAGUUGGGACAAUGUGGGGCUUCUGGUUGAGCCAAGUCCUCCCCAUACAGUCAAUACCGUCUUUCUGACCAACGAUCUGACGGAGCAAGUGAUGGAGGAAGCUGUGCAGAAAAAAGCAGAUCUCAUUCUCUCUUACCACCCACCCAUUUUCCAACCACUCAAACGUGUAACAUGGAAUACAUGGAAAGAACGUCUGGUGAUCCGAGCCCUGGAAAACAGAAUUGGCAUUUAUUCUCCUCAUACAGCCUAUGAUGCCAUACCUCAUGGAGUUAAUAACUGGCUUGCCAAGGGACUUGGGGCCUGCAGCUUAGUUCCUCUGCAACCUGCUAUUGCAUGCAAGCAUCCCACAGAGGGGUGUUACCGGCUUGAAUUUAGUGCCAGCUCUGCAGAAGACCUAGAAACAGUUUUGUCCAGUGUGCGUGCAAUGCCAGAGGUGUCACUCAUCACAACUCUCCCUAUCAGGACUCAGGAUGAAGAGCAGACACGAAUCAGCUUGAACUGCACCCAGCGAGCCUUGAUGCAAGUGGUGGCCUUGCUCUCCCAGAACAGCCUUCUCUUCCAAAAGACUGAAAUCCUGUCCUUACAGAAGCCACUACUUGAAGAUACUGGUGUGGGGCGCUUAUGCACACUGAAGGAGCCAGUCUUGAUAUCCGAAUUGAUUGAGCGAGUGAAAUGCCACUUGAGCCUGUCUCAUGUUCGCCUAGCUCUUGGAGCAGGGAAAUCACUGGAGUCUCCUGUGAAGGUGGUUGCUCUGUGUGCUGGCUCAGGAGCUAGUGUUUUGCGAGGCACAGAAAGUGAUCUCUAUCUCACAGGCGAGAUGUCUCACCAUGAUGUGCUGGAUGCUGUUUCAAGAGGGAUAACUGUGAUUUUGUGUGAGCACAGCAACACUGAAAGGGGUUUUCUCCUGGAGCUGCAAAAAACACUGACUGCACACCUUGAAGAAAAAAUCUGUGUCAUAGUUUCUGAGAGAGAUCAAGAUCCUCUGCAAGUGGUAUAGGCAAAUAUGUUCACAUUAUGAAAUCCAGAACAUCAAUGUAUAUUCUUCAGGAGCAUAACGUAUAGCAAACAGGAAAAGCAGGCAGAAUAUUGGCAAUCUCAUUUCCAAAGUGCUGGUAACUGACAAACUGUUUGCAAUUUGACUUUCGUUAUAAAGCAACAAAAAUGA